AUGGAGAAAACGGUCGUUUUUGUUUUAUCAUUAUGCGCUUUUACGGCUGGAAGCGCUAUAAAACCAACUGAAGAUAAUCCUCCACCAGGCUUCUUCCAUGCUCAUCAGUGGAGCGGACUGACACGGAGCGGCGAACAACAUGGGGUAUUUAGCGGGGCAAGUGCGGCUAUCGGGGGAAACGAAGCUAGUGGUGGCGAAGCCAUCUCCCUGGCCGCUGUAGAUGAUGGAAGUAACAAGAAACCGGCGGUAGCACCCACUAGCAUCGUUGGUUUAGAAAGUCGCUUUGGUGGUUACAAUGAUGGAGCAAGUUCCCAAGCUUCAAGUAGUUCCUCAUCAUCAAGUUCUAGUGGACAAGGAAGCUCUUCUGCCAGAUCUAAUUCGAACUCUGGCGGUUACGGCGGUCAGUCUUCUGCACAAUCUAAAUCGCAGUCAUCUAGUGGUUUCAGAGGACAAGCGACAUCUGGAUCUGAUGCUCAAUCAUCACUUACUUUUGAUAAGUAUUCAUCUGGACACCAUUCUGGUGGGUAUGGUGGUGGAUAUAAUGGUGGCUACGGCUCCUAUAAUCAAGGUUCAUCCAAUUUUGAUAAGCAGUCCUCUAUGGGAAUCAACGACCAAUCGGGUGACUUUGGCCAAUCGAACUCUCAGUCAUCGGGUUUUGAUAGUCAUUUUUCUGGAGGAAACGAUGGUAAUUAUGGCGGUGGACAUAGAGGGCAUUAUCACGACCAGGGAUCGUCAAGGUAUCAAGAGGGUUCAUUGGGGGGAUCAAACAGUCAAUCAGGUAAAUUUGGUAGACAAUCAACAUAUGGAUCGAAUGGUGACUCAUCAAGUAAUUUCAAUGGUCAAUCGUCUGGAGGUUAUGGUGGUAACUUCAAAGAGAACUAUCAUCAGGGCUCCUUUGGUAAUCGUCAAAAACCUGUACCUAGCUUUAAUGGACAAUCCGCAGCAGGAUCUAAUGCUCAGUCUAGCGGUUUUGGAGCGGAUCAAUUUUCAGCUGGAUCAGGACAGUCUUCAGAAUCUAACUCGCAGUCGUCUAUUGGCAGCGGUUUCACUUCUCAGUCUUCAAAUGAUUAUGACGGCCAUUCCUCUAAUGGUGGUGGUAAUUUUGGUGGUAAGGGUGGUCGUGGGUCCUCUCACCGUAACAAUAAUUUCGCGUACCAAGAAUUCCAAUCUUCCCAAAGGGGUAAACUUGAUGCGAUUGGUCACAUAAAUUCAGAGUCUUCCAGUCAUGGUUUGACGGGAACUCAAGAGCAAUCCAAACAAUAUGGAGAGAGCCAACAGCAAUCAGCUGGAUUCGGAAGUGGAUCAGCUUCUUCAGGUUUAUCCGCAGGAGUUGCUUCAGGUCCACAAUAUACAGGUGGAUUUGAUAAUAACUCUAACGGAUACGGCUAUUAUAGGUCGAAAUCAGCUUUAAAAGAUGCUGUAAACCUGGCUAACCAAGGGAUAGAAGCAGCUGGACAAAAGCCAGGUUGCAGCACGUGUGGAAAGGGUAGCUAUGCCCUGAGUAAUGCAAGGAGUCACACCGGAAAUGCUGUAGCCGUGUCAGUAAGCGGUUAA
Messenger RNA from Arctia plantaginis, 1554 nucleotides. Lineage: Eukaryota; Metazoa; Arthropoda; Insecta; Lepidoptera; Erebidae. The record is from the annotation of a GenBank genome assembly.